AUGAAGACGCAGGGCGGCCAGAUGCCAUCAACGGAAGCCAGCGCGCUUGCCGGCUCAGGGCCUGUCUCUCGUGUCAAUAUCGGUUUCGUUGGCGCUCACGGCUGGAGCUCUCCCUUGCUCACCAGUGUCUUGUCCAAGCCCGGCUUCCAGGCUCGUGUCUACGAUAAUUCCUCUCGCCUCUUGGCCGGGCUUGCAGAGCUGGGGGCCAUCACCACAGACAGUCCCGUCGUGGUGGCCCAGCGCAGCCAAAUUGUUGUCUGUGCGACGUCCGACAUCAAGGAGCUAGAGCGCCAUCUUUUCUGCUCCCAGACCGGAAUCUUAUCAGCGCUUCCAAAGCAUUCCGUUGCUCUGCUUUCUCCCAGCACGCACCCAUCAUACUAUCCGUACCUCCUUCGAAGAAUAGCCGAAGAGGGCAGGCCUGACGUCUCGAUACUGGAUGCCGCCUGUCUCGCCAGGUCAUCGCAUGGGAAUCACAACGGGCGCAAUGCACUCGUCCUCUCGGGACCCGCAGCGGCUCUUUCAAAAGCAAAUAAAGUGCUUCAUGGCAUUCCGGAAUGCUUGUGGCCAGUACCCGGAGGGCUUGGCCAGGCCUCAAAAGUGGAAAUGCUUUACCAACUCUUGACCGGCUUGCAUGCGGCUGCAGCUGCCGAGGCAAUGGGCCUGGCGGCCAAGGCUGGGCAGAAUACCCAGGUUACUUUCGACAUCAUAAGCAACGCAGCUGGGACUUCAUCGGCGUUUGAGACGCGGGUUCCGCACAUGCUAUCGGGGGAUCGGAAGUCUCCAGCUACCUGGCGGUCAACACUCAACAGCCUCAGAUCUGCCAUUUCGACAGCACGGAAGCUUCAUUUUCCCCUGCCCCUGACUGCCACUGUAGAGCAGUUAUUCAUAUCUGGCUUGUCGCAGGGCUUUGGCGACGAUGGCGACAGUGCGCUUGUUCACACCUACCUGCCCGAACGCCCCGACCUAGUCAAGGAGAGAGCAUGCCAAACAAGUAUGGACGCGUCUCAUACUUGGACCGGUAGGGCUGGUAUUGACAUUUGCAAGAUUGGAUUCGUUGGCCUGGGGGCCAUGGGCCAGGGUAUGGCCGCGUCCUUGGUCCGGGCUGGCUACCUUGUCCAAGGCCACGAUGUUUCCUGCCCUGCUGUAGAGGCAUUCACCAGCACUGGCCCAAAUGCCAUUGCGGCAAGUUCUCCGGAAGAAGCAAUUAGUGGAUCGGAUGUGGUCCUGCUCAUGGUGCAAAAUGCGAGCCAAAUUGACGAGGUGCUCUUCGGGGACUCCCACCGCGGUGCCGCCGCUUUAUCCAGCGGCUCCGUGGUCGUUGUCAACUCCACGGUUCCACCAGAAUAUGUGCGGAGUGUCAGUUCGAGGCUGACGGAGAUGGGCAAAGGCGUUCUGUUGGUGGAUGCCCCGGUCAGUGGAGGUGUAGCUCGGGCUGCCAACGGCACAUUAACGAUAAUUUGCUCCGGGGAGAAUGAGGGUCUCUCCAAAGUUCGACACGUGCUCCUGGCCAUGGCAGGAGAGGAGCAGAAUUUAUGCCUCGUGCGAGGCGGUAUCGGUAUGGCCUCCUCAGUGAAGCUCGUCAACCAACUUCUCGCAGGAGUUCACAUCGCUGCCGCUGCCGAGGCCAUGGCGUUCGCCGCUCGUCUUGAUCUUGACACCCAACUAGUAUUUGACAUUCUCAAGACGUCGUCGGCAUGGAGUUGGAUGCUUGAAAAUAGAGUUCCACAGAUGUUGAACGGUGAUUGGACCCCGCAUUCCGCUCUAGCCAUUUUCGUCAAAGACCUCGGCAUAGUUCUUGACGAAGCCGCGCGGUUGAACUACUAUGCGCCCAUCUCCUCUGCUGCACACACCUUGUAUCUCGCCGGCGCAGGACACGGCUGGACAAAUGAAUCAGACUCGGGCGUAGUAAGGCUGUGGGAAAUGCUAGGGUCAUCAGUCAGAAGCAAAGCCAACGAGAAGUUUGACAACGACCCGCAAGACCAGGGCGCCAACUCAGCCGCCAACGGGGGGAGCGCUGAAGACGAAAUCAACGUGCCAUUCGUCAUAAACCCCGGCUCUGACAAUUGCAAAGGGAUAAAAAGCCUCGUUGCUGCUACCACGCUCAGGUCGCUGCCACCAGAGUACCCCCAUGACGUUCUCAGUUCCAUCCAAGGAGUGGUCAACAGCGGCCAGGUUCCUACGCUGGUAAUAUUGGACGAUGACCCCACAGGCACACAGACUUGCCACGAUAUUGACGUCUUGACAGUGUGGGAUUCUGCAACCCUAGAUUCCGAGUUCCGUCUUAGCCCCCGUGGUUUCUUCAUCCUGACUAACUCGCGAGCACUCCCGUCUGCAGAGGCUCGAAAGCUAGUUCAAGAAAUAUGCGAAAAUGUGUCUCAAGCAGCAAAAAGAGCCAGCAAGGCUUUUGAAAUCGUCCUCCGAGGAGAUUCCACCUUGCGAGGUCAUCUCCCCGAGGAGCCCGAGGCUGCAGAGGCUGCCCUGGGCGCGUUCGACGGCUGGGUAAUUGCCCCAUUUUUUGCCCAGGGCGGCAGAUACACCAUUAGUGACGUGCAAUACGUGAGAGAAGGCGAUGCACUGGUGCCUGCCAGCCAGACACAGUUUGCUGUUGACGCGACUUUUGGGUAUCGGAACUCCAAUUUGAGACAAUACGUUCUUGAAAAAUGUGGUCCGCGCUUCGACGAUGAUUCCUUCAUCAGCAUUACUUUGGAAGACAUCAGGGAGGGAGGACCUAAGGUGGUGACUGAGAAAUUGCUCUCUGUGGGCCCGGAUCUCAACAGAGUCAUAAUUGUGAAUGCUGUCGCCGAGUCAGAUAUGCAUGUAUUUGUGGCUGGUCUUUUGGAGGCGGAGAAAAACGGCCGGAGAUAUCUCUACCGAACUGGGGCGUCUUUCGUCUCGUCAAGACUUGGCAUCAAGGGCAUCCCGCCACUGACCAUGAAAGACCUAGGCAUUGUUCUAGUUCCUGGCGAAAGACAGUCUGGUGGAUUGGUCGUUGCCGGAUCACAUGUUCCAAAGUCGACGGCACAGUUGGAGGCCUUGACACAACGACUCAAAGCCAAGUUACAAGUGGUGGAGGUCAGAGUACCCGACUUGAUAGCCUCGGGAGAUGCUGCUGAGAAAAUUGUCAGGGCAGCGGCACAGGCCGUUUCCGUGAAGCUUUAUGCUGGUUACGAUGUCGUGGUCAUGACAUCGAGGACGCUCGUGAAAGGUCCAGAUGCCUUGAGUUCAUUAAAUAUUGCGUCUCAAGUUGCCAUGGCUCUCGUUCAGUUGAUGGAACUCAUUGAUGUCCAUCCGAGGUACAUUAUCGCCAAGGGUGGCAUUACUUCGUCCGAGACCGCCACCAAAGGCCUCAAAAUGAAGCGCGCCAGGGUGUUGGGCCAAGCAGCUCCCGGGGUGCCGCUCUGGCGAUGUGAUGAGCAAACAAGCCGUCACCGGGGCGUUCCAUUCGUGGUUUUUCCUGGAAACGUCGGCACUAAAGACACUUUGGCAGACCUUGUGGAAGCGUGGGCAAUUCCGGACGGGGCAUUUUAA
This is a messenger RNA of Metarhizium album ARSEF 1941, 3528 nucleotides long. Its product is annotated as ketose-bisphosphate aldolase class-II family protein. The coding region runs from base 1 to 3528 and encodes 1175 amino acids. Gene Ontology annotation, molecular function: NAD binding; oxidoreductase activity; NADP binding. The transcript is spliced from 4 exons. The record is from RefSeq and is a predicted model, not a curated record. Lineage: Eukaryota; Fungi; Ascomycota; Sordariomycetes; Hypocreales; Clavicipitaceae.